AUGGCUGAGGAUACGUUCGCUCCCCAGCCAGACUUGAAACCGACCAGAUACGCCGCUGCUGGUCCUCUCAGAGGCAAGUGGCCGCUGCACUUCAUCAGCACUGCGAGAGUGUUCGCCAGAGCCAAGAGUAUCUUCGAGAGCGCUGCCCCCAGUAGCCAGCCGCUGCCCGGGAGCCGGGGACUCUAG
This is a messenger RNA of Anthostomella pinea, 186 nucleotides long. The record is from the annotation of a GenBank genome assembly. NCBI's taxonomy places the organism in Eukaryota, Fungi, Ascomycota, Sordariomycetes, Xylariales, Xylariaceae.